This is a messenger RNA of Raphanus sativus (radish), 599 nucleotides long. RefSeq names its product ATP synthase subunit epsilon, mitochondrial. Bases 71 to 283 code for a protein of 70 amino acids. Lineage: Eukaryota; Viridiplantae; Streptophyta; Magnoliopsida; Brassicales; Brassicaceae. Gene Ontology annotation, cellular component: mitochondrial inner membrane. The transcript has 2 exons. Gene Ontology annotation, biological process: proton motive force-driven mitochondrial ATP synthesis. Gene Ontology annotation, molecular function: proton-transporting ATP synthase activity, rotational mechanism. The record is from RefSeq and is a predicted model, not a curated record.
UCUCUCUAUCAAUCUCUCCCUUGUUGUGAAUUUCGGAGCGAAGAAAAAAAAAGAGAAAAGAAGAUCGGAGAUGGCAUCGACGGCGGCGGUUCCGUUCUGGAGAGCGGCUGGGAUGACUUACAUCACCUACUCAAACAUUUGUGCGAAUCUCGUGAGGAACUGUCUCAAGGAGCCUUUCAAAGCUGAAGCCCUUAAUCGCGAGAAGGUUCAUUUCUCUCUCUCCAAAUGGGCUGGCGGAAAGCCUGAGAAACCAAUUCUGCGUUCUGACACACCUGGAGUUUGAGAUUUUUUUUAGCGUUUCGAUAUCAAGUUUGAGGUUAAUAAUGGUGAGGAAUGCAAGAUAUUAUGUACUCUGCAACAUUUUCCUUCUUUUGACUUUAAGAUUGUUAACAAUGGAGUUCGAGUGAGAGAGAGUGACCUCAUUCCUAUCUUGAAACUUGUGUGUGUUAUUUUCUUGUUUUGCCUUUAAACUCUUUUAUAUGCAAAUAAGCAGACAGCUCUAUCCAUGUGAUGUGAGUAAAGAAGUGUAAAACUCCCAGCACAUUUGAGUGAAUAAAUCAAAAUCUUUGUCAUAAGGAUGAAGAUGAAGUGAUGAACCA